Molecule: messenger RNA, 1728 nt
Organism: Sphaerodactylus townsendi
Lineage: Eukaryota; Metazoa; Chordata; Lepidosauria; Squamata; Sphaerodactylidae
Gene: BIRC7
Product: baculoviral IAP repeat containing 7
Exons: 8
Coding region: 36-1346 (436 amino acids)
Biological process (GO): regulation of cell cycle; positive regulation of protein ubiquitination; negative regulation of apoptotic process
Cellular component (GO): nucleus; cytoplasm
Molecular function (GO): ubiquitin protein ligase activity; cysteine-type endopeptidase inhibitor activity involved in apoptotic process
Source: RefSeq, a predicted model, not a curated record
ACUCCCAGUCGACAGAGCCAACCCGGGGCCGAAGGAUGCAGGCUGGCAGCAUGAGGGAUUGUCUCAUUGCAAAGGGAACCGAAGUGGUGGUCCGUGUGUUGACUAAUCUCCUCGCCAAGAGCUUGGAAAUGGGGGAUAGCUCCUCUCCGGAGGAUGCCAGGGACAGGCAUCCACACCUGGCUGGGUUCAGGAUGAGCUCUGAGGAGAUGCGGCUGGCGUCUUUCCAGGGCUGGCCGGACGGCGCGGCUCUUUCUCCAGCGGUGCUGGCCGCAGCUGGCUUCUUCUUCGUGGGGCCCGACGACCGGGUGGAGUGUUUUUGCUGCGGCGGGGUGUUGUACGAGUGGCUUCCCGAGGACGACCCCCUGGCGGAGCACAAGAAGUUCUUCCCCAGGUGUUCUUUUAUCCGGGGCAAGUCUGUCGGAAGGCGGCGGGCGCUUCUGGGUCAGGAGCUCCUGGACUGUGUGGACGGACAGUUCCUUGGAAUGUUGCAAAGUUUGGGCGUGGAUGAGGUCCUCCUGGACAACCCACCGGAAUAUCCAGAUAUGGAGACGGAGAGCGACCGGUUGGCGACAUUUGGGACCUGGCCCUUCUAUGCUCAGGUGUCUCCUGAGAUACUGGCCAGAGCGGGCUUCUUUUACACAGGUGACGGAGAUUACGUGCGCUGCUUCCACUGCGACGGGGCUCUGAGGAACUGGGAACGUGGGGAUGACCCCUGGAUGGAGCACGCGAAAUGGUUUCCAAGGUGCAAAUUCCUGCUGCAGUCCAGAGGGCCAGAGUUUGUACACAGUGUUCAAGAAUCUUAUCUCAGCUCUCUUGCGUCUUCAGAAGACCCCUCGAACCAGGCUGGCCGAGAUUCCACAAGCUCUGAAGAAAGUCUGGGAAACUUGGACUUAGCUUCUCCACAGCUGAUCUCCAUGGUACAAAGUUCCCUGCAAAUGGGGUUUCAGCCGAACUUGGUGAUAAGUUUGCUGCAGAACAGGUACCGACAGACAAGGGCUAGUUAUUCAUCUUUGUCUGAACUGGUCCUGGAUUUGCUUCAGGCAGUGCAGAAUCAAGGCAGCCAGGCAGAGGAGUCAAGAGAACCUGCUCGAAGAGAACCAGAGCCACGCAGACAGGUGGAAGAACCCAAAUCACCCAGUGAAGGAGAAUCUGCCUCAAAUGUGGAGGAUCAGCUGCGCCGUCUGCGGGAGGAGCGCAUCUGCAAAGUGUGCAUGGACAAAGACGUCUCCAUCGUGCUUAUCCCCUGUGGCCACCUAGUGGUGUGUGCGGAAUGCGCUCCCAACCUGAGGCGCUGCCCUAUCUGCAGGGGGGCCAUCCGGGAGACUGUGCGGGCGUUCAUGUCCUGAACUGGAAGCGGGAUUACUGAAGGCCUUCUUCUUCGUCUUCCUCUUGAGGAUGCACGGACUCGAAGUUUCCGAAUGGAAAACCAACUUCCUGAGGUCCUCUAAAAACUUGCUUUCAGGACCAUUUUUUUCUUCACACCUACCUUUUGUGGCUGCUACAACCCCCGCUGUAGAGGUGGCAGAUGAACCAACUUUUAAUGUUUUUCCCGACCCCGCUCGCCUGUCUUUUUUGCCGAACUGUCACUUCAAGGCAAUUAUUCAGAUCAUUUUAAAAACCUGACUAGCUUCUUACCUGAUCUAUACCUAAACCAAGUAACAUUGUGUUUAGCUUAUUUGGUAGCUUGUUCUUUUAAAGAAAAUAUUUUUUUUGACUUUUGAAAUAAAA